Molecule: messenger RNA, 3078 nt
Organism: Pipistrellus nathusii (Nathusius's pipistrelle)
Lineage: Eukaryota; Metazoa; Chordata; Mammalia; Chiroptera; Vespertilionidae
Source: the annotation of a GenBank genome assembly
AUGGGUGCUGAGAAGGAGGUGCUGGUCACACUGUCAGGGGGAGCCCCCUGGGGCUUCCGACUUCAGGGGGGGGCCGAGCAGAGGAAGCCCUUACAGGUGUCCAAGAUCCGGAGACGGAGCCAGGCUGGCAGAGCAGGACUCCGAGAGAGGGACCAGCUUUUGGCCAUCAAUGGGGUCUCCUGCACCAGCCUCUCCCAUGCCAGUGCCAUGAGCCUCAUCGAUGCCUCAGGGACUCAACUUGUCCUCACUGUGCAGAGGGCAGAGGAUGACGGGCCUGUGCGCUCUCCAUCCCCUGUUGAGCUUCAGGUGCUGUCACCUUUGUCUCCGAUGAGUCCUGAGCCCCCAGGUGCUCCAGUUCCCCAGCCUCUUCAGCCUGGGAGCCUCCUCUCACCCCCGGAUAGUGAGGCCUACUAUGGAGAAACAGACAGUGAUGCCGAUGGCCCUGCCACCCAGGAGAAGCCCCGCCGCCCCCGCCGCCGAGGCCCCACGAGGCCCACCCCUCCGGGAGCCCCACCUGACGAGGUCUACCUGUCUGACAGCCCUGCGGAGCCGGCACCCGCUACCUCUGGCCCUUCCAACCAGGGUGACAGCCGUGUGAGCUCCCCAUCUUCGGAGAGUGGGGCAACCCUUAAGCCUUCCCCAGGCGAGGCCCUGCUGUUGCCCCAUGGUACCCUCCGGCCCGGCCCUCAUCUCAUCCCUAUGGUGGGGCCUGUUUCCCACCCCGUGGCGGAAGAUCUUACUACCACCUACGCCCAGAAGGCCAAGCAAGCCAAGCUGCAGCGGGCAGAGAGCCUCCAGGAGAAGAGCGUGAAGGAGGCCAAGACCAAAUGCCGGACGAUCGCGUCCCUGCUGACCGCGGCCCCCAACCCCCACUCCAAGGGGGUGCUCAUGUUUAAGAAAAGGCGGCAGAGGGCCAAGAAGUACACCUUGGUGAGCUUCGGGUCUGCGGCGGGGACCGGCGCCCAGGAGGAGGAGGAGGAGGAGGACGGGGUCCCGCCCACGAGCGAAUCCGAGCUGGACGAGGAGGCCUUCUCCGACGCCCGCAGCCUCACCAACCAGUCCGACUGGGACAGCCCCUACCUGGACAUGGAGCUGGCCAGGCCGGGCCCGGACCCGGGGCUGGGGGGGCAGCUGAGCGAGGCGGCGGGGAGAGGGGUCCGGCUCUUCGAGCAGCAGCGCCAGCGCGCGGCCUCCAGCGCCCGGGAGCCGGCGGGGGACGGGCCCGCGACCGCGCUCAACGGGGGGACCCCCCAGGCCCCCCCAAGGGCCCCGCAGUCCCCCCCAAGGGCCCAGAGCGCUCCCCCCGAGGCGGCCGGGCUCCCCCAGUCCGGGCUCCCCGCGUCGCCAGGCCCCUUCGCGGGCCCUAGACCCUUCCCCGCAGGCGGCGGAGCCCCGGCCCCAUCGCCCAGCAUCUUCAACCGCUCAGCCCGGCCCUUCACCCCGGGCUUCCAGGCGCAGCGGCCGGGCACCUCCUCCGUUAUCUUCCGGCCCGUGGCCCCCAAGAGGGCGAGUGAAAGCCUGGGCGGCCUCAGCCCCGCUCCCCCGCCUUUCCUGGCCUCCCCUCCGGGGCCCGCCCCGCUGCCCAGCUUCACCCCGGGGGUCCCCGGCUUCACCCCAGGGGUUCCCAGCUUCACCCCGGGGGUUCCCAGCCACCUGCCGGCCUCCAGCUCCCCCGGCGCCCCCCGCUCUGCGGGCCCCUUGACGGCCACCAGCUCCCUGUACAUCCCGGCCCCCAAUCGUCCCGUUACGCCAGGCGGCACCCCCGAGCCCCCCGCCCCCUCUGGCACCGCGGCCAUGACCUCAACUGCUUCCAUCUUUCUGUCGUCGCCUCUGCGACCCGGCCCCGCCGCCCCCGGCCCCGCCGCCCCCGGGCCCCCCGCCCCCGGCCCCGCCGCCCCCGGGCCCCCCGCCCCCGGCCCCGCCGCCCCCGAGCCCCCCAGCGCCCGGGAGCAGCGCAUCUCGGUGCCGGCCGCUCGCACCGGCAUCCUCCAGGAGGCCCGGCGCCGGGGCACUCGGAAGCAGAUGUUCCGGCCGGGGAACGAGGAGACGAAGAACUCGCCCAACCCCGAGCUGCUGUCGCUGGUGCAGAACCUGGACGAGAAGCCCCGGGCCGGGGGCGCGGAGUCCGGCCCCGAGGAGGAUGCGCUGAGCCUGGGCGCCGAAGCCUGCAACUUCAUGCAGCCGCCAGGGGGCAGGAGCCACAAGACCCCGCCGCACGGGACGCCCAAGACCCCGCCCCCGGUGGCCCCCAAGACCCCGCCCCCCGUGGCUCCCAAGACUCCGCCCCCCGUGGCUCCUAAGCCCUCCUCUCGGGGGUUCCCCGAAGGGCUAGUGAAUGGGGCAGCAGCCCCUCCCGCUGGGAUCCCCGAGCCGCCAAGGCUCCAGGGCAGGGGUGGGGAGCUGUUUGCCAAGCGGCAGAGCCGAGCGGACCGGUACGUGGUGGAGGCCACACCUAGUCCUGGCCUCGGCCUUGGCUUUGGCCCUGGCCCUCGGCCCCGGAGCCCUUCUCCCACUCCCUCGCUGCCCCCUUCCUGGAAAUACUCACCCAACAUCCGCGCCCCGCCUCCCAUUGCUUACAACCCGCUGCUCUCCCCUUACUUCCCGCAGGCCGCCCGAACUCUCCCCAGUAAGGCCCAGUCCCAGGGGCCGCGAGCAGCCCCCAAGCAGGGCAUCAAGGCUCUGGAUUUCAUGCGGCACCAGCCCUACCAACUGAAAACUGCCAUGUUCUGUUUUGACGAGGCUCCCCAGACUCCCGGUCCCACCUCCUCAGGGCCUCCCAAAACUGCCCGAGUCCAGGAGGUCCGCCGGUUUUCCACUCCAGCACCGCAACCCACCGCAGAACCCCUGGCUCCCACGGUGCUGGCCCCCAGAGCAGCCACUACAUUGGACGAGCCCAUCUGGAGGGCGGAGCUGGCCUCAGUCCCUGUCCUUAGCCCAGCCCCUCCUCCUCCAGAGUCUCCCAGGGGUCUUGGGACCUCACCCAGCUCCUGUGGCUUCCAGGUAGCCAGGCCCCGGUUUUCCGCCACCAAAACGGGAUUGCAGGCUCAGGUGUGGAGGCCCGGUGCAGGCCACCACUGA